Symbiodinium sp. CCMP2592 is the source of this 1053-nucleotide messenger RNA. The record is from the annotation of a GenBank genome assembly. Lineage: Eukaryota; Dinophyceae; Suessiales; Symbiodiniaceae.
AUGGAGAGAAGGUCCCUGUACAUCGCAACUUUCCAGGGCGACUUUCUAUUCUACACGUCCUUCAGAGUGCCAUUUUCCAUCGUUCAAACAAGCCCUGCAUGGAGGCUGUUUACGGUUCUUUCGCCACAGCCGCUCGGACAGGCAGGUCCCGGAACGGCGAUGUAUCAGCUCGACAGAGCUGACUUGGAGUUGGCGCAGUUUAUGGAGUUUUGCGUUACUUGCAGCAACUGGGCUUUUGUGCUAUCCUGUGGCGUACUGUGCUCAAGUAUCUUACCGGCAGCGGGUCAGAUGCUCGUCGCUCGCCUCGGACGUGAAAAUCCGGAUGCGUCGUCUCUGGAGCUGGCCGUGGAGAAGAUAUUGCUCAAAAUGCUUUUGCACCUACCUGCUGCAUCACAGAUAGUGCUACUCUACCGGUGGCACACUGAAUUGCGGAUCUUCGAAUCACAGGCGCGAAGCAUUCAUCUUGGGGUGUCGCCAUCAUACUCCGAAACCCGGGAGCAGGGAGACACAUAUUUGGAUUAUUGGUGUCUCUGGUUCGGUAUCGUGUUUCUCGGCCUUCUGUGCGGCAUUCUUCCGGCUGCUCUUGUUCUGUGGCCCAGCCUCAUCUAUCAGAACACUAUCUCUCCGGAAGGUUUGCACAUGUUUGGAACUUCAUGGAGUAUGGCGGCCUUCCACACGUUCACCGCGGCAGCGCUUCAAUACAUAGGAAUGCGCGGCGGGUUUUGGGCUCAUGCAGUGGCCUUUACCCGAGCCUGCUGGCUGCACAUGGCGAUGAUGAAGUACAGGAAAACAGGUCGCCUUGAAGACGAUCUUGCUUUCCCCAAGGUCAUACAAUGCGUGCAUCACAUUGAUCCAGAUUUUGCUGCUUUGUUCCAGCUUCAGGAGCUGCUUCAGCUCGCAAGCGACUACGGAGACAACGUGGUUUGGAACGAUGACGCAGAGCGGGACAAAGGAUGGAGCAGGAGAUUGAAAAGCUGGUUGUCUGAAGGUGAAGCCGGUCAAUCUGCCACGGAGCUGGCCGACAUGGCUCCUGAACGCGGGGAUGUCACCUGA